ACCUAGACUUGGCGCAUGCGCCGGGCAGGACGGGCCGGAUUGAAAACUAUGGCGUGGGUACCUGCAGAGGCUGCGGUGGAAGAGUUGAUGCCCCAGCUGUUGCCAGUGGAGCCCUGCGACUUGACAGAAGGUUUCGAUCCCAGCGUACCUCCGAGGACUCCUCAGGAAUACCUGAGGCGGGUCCAGAUCGAAGCAGCUCAAUGUCCAGAUGUUGUGGUAGCUCAAAUUGACCCAAAGAAGUUGAAAAGGAAGCAAAGUGUAAAUGUUUCUCUUUCAGGAUGCCAACCUGCGCCUGAAGGAUAUUCCCCUACACUUCAGUGGCAACAACAACAGGUGGCACAGUUUUCAACUGUUCGGCAGAGUGUGAAUAGACAUAGAAGUCAUUGGAAAUCACAACAGUUGGAUAGUAACGUGACCAUGCCAAAAUCUGAAGAUGAAGAAGGCUGGAAAAAAUUUUGUCUCGGUGAAAGGUUAUGUGCUGAAGGAGUUACUGUUGGACCAGCUGCAAGUGAAAGUCCUGGAAUUGAUUAUGUACAAAUUGGUUUUCCUCCCUUGCUUAGCAUUGUUAGCAGAAUGAAUCAGGCAACAGUAACUAGUGUCUUGGAGUAUCUGAGUAAUUGGUUUGGAGAAAGAGACUUUACUCCAGAAUUGGGAAGAUGGCUUUAUGCUUUAUUGGCUUGUCUUGAAAAGCCUUUAUUACCAGAGGCUCAUUCACUGAUUCGUCAGCUUGCAAGAAGGUGCUCUGAAGUGAGGCUUUUAGUGGACAGCAAAGAUGAUGAGAGGGUUCCUGCUUUGAAUUUAUUAAUCUGCUUGGUUAGCAGGUAUUUUGAUCAACGUGACUUAGCUGAUGAGCCAUCUUGAUGUAGCUGCGCUCUUGAAGAUAGAAGAUACUUGGGAUGAAGACAACCUAAGUCUGAGGAAGUGCAGUGCCAAUUCAAGUGCAGGUUGCAUCACAUCGUCAACACUAUGUGAAGCCUUCAUCUUAACCUGUGCAGCUCAAGUUGAUAUUCAGAAGAUAGACUGUAUUGAUUUGAAUGUCUGAGGUAUCUUUGAAAGACCUUGCCCAGUUAGGUUGUGAUAAUAUUUGUAAAACUACAAAUAUAACAAAAUUUAUUGAAGUAUUUUUAAAAAUCCUUAAAAAAAAAGGACCUUACCCAGUUUUUGAUGAACAGUUUAAACAGGUUUCUGUAAUCACAUACUUCUAAAACUAAAUUGAAUGCCAUUUAUUGAUGAAGCAUCCUGCACAAAAACUGUAUGAUGAAAUUUUAUAGAGUGCUGUUUCAUUAUUUACAUAUAUACAUAUAAAAUGUUAAUUGAAAAUGUGUUUUGGUUACAAAAUUUUGUUUGAUUCUUUAACCAAACAAAAGACAAGGUUAAAUAAAGGAUAAAGACAAGUAUUAGAAUUAAGAUAAUCUAGAUUAUGGAGUUCCUGUUGUGGCUUAGCUGUUAACGAACCUGACUAGGAUCCAUGAGGAUGUGGGUUCAGCCCUGGCCUUGCUCAGUGGUUUAAGGAUCCGGUGUUGUUGUGAGCUGUGGUAUAAGUCGCAGAUGUGGCUCAGAUCACGCGUUGCUGUGGCUGUGGCGUAGACUGGCAGCUGCAACUCUGAUUAGACCCCUAGGCUGGGAACCUCCCUAUGCUACAUGUAUGGCCCUAAAAAACAAAACAAAACAAAACAAAAAGAUAAUAUAGAUUAUAUGGUACGUGUAUUCAUAGUCAGCAACAAAAUUGAUCUGAUGUUUUUCCUUUUAAGCUCAAACUGUUAUUUUUAAAUGUUUUAUUGUGUUUAUUACAGUUUGUUUUCAGUAAUACCCUAAAAGGUAGAGUGUCUUAAUUUUUCGGACACAUCUUUUAUUCAUAUCACUUAUAAUUUAUCUAUUUCUAUAUCAGGUAGAAAUGUUUCCUACUUUAAAUAACAAAAAAUCCAAAUAUCAAUGGGUUUUCAAAUAGGGAUUUAUUUAUUUAUUUAUUUUUUGUCUUUUGUCUUUUGUUGUUGUUGUUGCUAUUUCUUGGGCCGCUCCCGCGGCAUAUGGAGGUUCCCAGGCCAGGGGUUGAAUCGGAGCUGUAGCCACCGGCCUACGCCAGAGCCACAGCAACGCGGGAUCCGAGCCGAGUCUGCAACCUACACCACAGCUCACGGCAACGCCGGAUCGUUAACCCACUGAGCAAGGGCAGGGACCGAACCCGCAACCUCAUGGUUCCUAGUCGGAUUCGUUAACCACUGCGCCACGACGGGAACGCCGGGAUUUAUUUUUUUCACAUAGCAAAAGUCUAGAGGAGAUGGCUCUUGGCAUUGGUUCAGUGACUCCACAAUACCAAGAUCUCUGAUAAUCUUUUCGCUUCCCUCACAGUAGGAUGGCCACUGCAGUGCAGAGCAUUGUGUCU
Molecule: messenger RNA, 2383 nt
Organism: Sus scrofa (pig)
Lineage: Eukaryota; Metazoa; Chordata; Mammalia; Artiodactyla; Suidae
Gene: GEMIN2
Product: gem nuclear organelle associated protein 2
Biological process (GO): spliceosomal snRNP assembly; spliceosomal complex assembly
Cellular component (GO): spliceosomal complex; SMN complex; nucleus
Source: RefSeq, a predicted model, not a curated record